GACAAAAACAAUCCUUCUUCUCCUUCAGCGUGCUGCAAUCCACGGCUCAGGAUCCCUAUCAUUGCCGUGCUCCAAUCAAGUCAGCUGUUCAAGUUUCGGAAAGCACGGCAAAGGAGAAGCACAAAACACCGUGGCCGAUCGGCACUUGGAGCCUGCGCGCAAUUCCCCCUCGCCCCCUUCCUCUCAAGCAGCGCCGAGUCACUGUUCAAAAAUGAUGUGGGAUCUUCGAAUCUUGACGCUCAUACUGGGCUUCAUGACUGCGUCUACCUUGGCGUACCCGACCUGGUGGCUGGGCGCCUUCAACUUCCGAUGCAAACCACCCGGCUACGUCGAGACCUACACCAACGACUGGAACGGCGAGUGGAGGGUGUCGAGCAUUUGUGCACCGGGAACAUGUUGCUCAAACUGGGCAUCCACAGGCCCAUUAUGUACCAAAGAGGCUUGCGCGGUAGCCGAGACUGAACGGGUCCGACUCACGGCUCAACAUAAGGCGGCCGAGGACAAUAGGAAAAAGCAAAAGCAAAAGGAAGAGGAGGCCAAGAAGGAGGAGAAGGAGAAGGAGGCAGAGAAAAAGUGGAGAGAAAAGGAAAAAGCGGCUGGAAUAGAGCAGUCUCUGUGAUGGAACCGAGGUCCUUGGACAAACUCUCGACCUGUCUGAAUCCCUAUCAUUAAAAUCACACAGCAAGUUUCAAUGAGGAUAGAUGAAAUACAUCCAUGGAACCAAC
Molecule: messenger RNA, 725 nt
Organism: Cryphonectria parasitica EP155
Lineage: Eukaryota; Fungi; Ascomycota; Sordariomycetes; Diaporthales; Cryphonectriaceae
Exons: 2
Coding region: 212-619 (135 amino acids)
Source: RefSeq, a predicted model, not a curated record